This is a messenger RNA of Saccharomyces cerevisiae S288C, 474 nucleotides long. RefSeq names its product Egd1p (gene EGD1). Gene Ontology annotation, biological process: cotranslational protein targeting to membrane. The record is from RefSeq and is marked reviewed. Gene Ontology annotation, cellular component: nucleus; cytoplasm; nascent polypeptide-associated complex. The transcript has a single exon. Bases 1 to 474 code for a protein of 157 amino acids. NCBI's taxonomy places the organism in Eukaryota, Fungi, Ascomycota, Saccharomycetes, Saccharomycetales, Saccharomycetaceae.
AUGCCAAUUGACCAAGAAAAAUUAGCUAAGCUACAAAAGUUGUCUGCUAACAACAAAGUUGGUGGUACUAGAAGAAAGCUUAACAAGAAGGCAGGCUCUUCUGCCGGUGCCAACAAGGAUGACACCAAGUUGCAAAGUCAAUUAGCUAAGUUGCACGCUGUCACCAUUGACAACGUCGCCGAAGCCAACUUUUUCAAGGACGACGGUAAGGUCAUGCACUUCAACAAGGUCGGUGUCCAAGUUGCUGCUCAACACAACACUUCUGUAUUCUACGGUCUACCACAGGAAAAGAACUUGCAAGAUUUGUUCCCAGGUAUUAUCUCUCAAUUGGGCCCUGAAGCCAUCCAAGCCUUGUCUCAAUUGGCUGCCCAAAUGGAAAAGCACGAAGCCAAGGCUCCAGCUGAUGCUGAAAAGAAGGAUGAAGCUAUUCCAGAGUUAGUUGAAGGUCAAACUUUUGAUGCUGACGUCGAAUAA